AUGGGCGUAGAUGAAAAGAAGAAAGGAGCAGCAAGUGAUCAUCAGCAGUAUCCUCCUCCACCUGAGUAUGGAACGUUCCAAGGCGUAGCCAACUAUCCGCCGCCGCCACCGCCUCAUCAGCCACCGCCACCGCCACCGCCGACCGGAUUCCCUCAGCCGGUUCCGCCGCCUGGAGCCGCCGACCCUCCUGCUCCUCAUCCUCAGUACUACACUCAGGGAUAUCAAACUGUUCAAGGCUAUGCAGUUGCUGAAGGAAGACCAGUAAGAGAGCGCCGCCUUCCUUGCUGUGGUAUUGGCUGUGGCUGGUUCCUGUUUAUUAUUGGUUUCGUCCUUGCUACCAUCCCCUGGUAUAUUGGUGCAUUGAUCAUGCUAUGUGCCAGGAUAGACCACCGAGAGAAACCAGGAUAUAUCGCUUGUGUAGUUGGUGCUGUUCUUGCUACAAUUGCUAUCAUCCUCGGUGCAACAAAGGGAGGUAAUGCCUGGUAA
Prunus armeniaca (apricot) is the source of this 486-nucleotide messenger RNA. NCBI's taxonomy places the organism in Eukaryota, Viridiplantae, Streptophyta, Magnoliopsida, Rosales, Rosaceae. The record is from the annotation of a GenBank genome assembly.